GACUGUGUGGACUCCUUGUUUGUUUUCUGGGCCAACAUCCGAACAAAGGCCUGCCCCUUUUCAUGAGGAUUUCUCUACCGCCAUCGUUACUUUACGUGUAAUCACGAUUACUAAAUCGGAUUACGAUACUUUUAUUAUAUUUCGAGACGUCAAUAACAGUCGGGGUAGCGUCCGAAAUGGAUGUGGAUCACCAUGAACCCUGCGGCGAGACUAAAUCGGCCAUGCAUACUUGGCGUUAUCGCCACCAUUUCACGUACAAGGCAGAUCAAGGGAAAAAUAUCAUCGUCCAGUGUAAUCUAUGUCUGCCGAGGGUUAAUCUGCUCUCCACGUCGAAAACCUCCACGUCAAACCUAAAGAAGCAUUUAGACAGAACACAUUUGGGCUGUGAAGCCAGGCCUGAUGCCAAGAGGGGACGGAAGAAAGAAGAGCACAAUGGGGAAGAAAGUAGGCACUGCCAGCUGAAAAAACUUAAAGCAGAAAUCAUCUCCAAAUGCAUGACCCAGGCAAAGACUGAUGAUCUCAUUUUCAACUUCAUUGUGGAAGACUGCCAAUCGUUUUACGUGCUAGAGCAGCCCGGCUUCAGGAAGCUGAUUGCCGGCUUAACUGAAGGGCUAAAGUCCAUGGACAGAGUGACCUUGUUUACCAAGGUGGACCAGGGUUUUUCCAGGAUGCGUGAAGAGCUGAUGGCAAAACUCAGCAACAUCCAGUACGUGUGCACCACGGCUGACAUCUGGACGGCCAACAACAGAAGCUUCUUCGGGAUGACCUGUCACUGGAUCGACGCGGAUUCUUUGGAGAGGAAGUCUGCUGCUCUGGGCUUCGCGCGGCUGCAGGGCCGGAUCACGUACGACACCAUUGCCGGACGGAUACACGACAUCCACGUGGCGUACAACAUCGAGAGUAAAGUGCAGACCACGGUGACUGACAACGGCAGCCCCUUUAUGAGCGUGUUCAAAGAGUUUGCGAUGGACAGCACGGAAAACGACGAUGACAUUGGCUUCUACGAGAACGUCAGCGCAGUGCUGGAGGGCGAGCCGGAGCAGGACAUGCUCCUGUUUCUGCCCACCGUCCAGCGAUGCGCGUCUCACACCCUAGAGCUGAUUGUCACCGAGGACUUUUGGCAGGCUGUGUCGCAGGGGCCCAUGUGCCAGCUGCAUUACAGCGCGAUGGCCAAGAUGUACGCCAUCUGGAGCAAGUGCCACCAUCUUCAGGUCGGUAUGGAUGCGGCGGAGGAGAUCGGGAAGAUGGCUCUUGUCGUCCCCGCCGUCAUACGCUGGAACGUGGAGUACUGUGCGGUGCAGAAGAUCGUCUCUCUCACCGAGCGGGAGCUGACCGAGCUGUGUGCCCGCCUGGAGGUCCCACGCAUGCAGCCAGAGGAGAUGGCCUUCCUCAAAGAGUACGUGACCGUGUUCCACCCGCUCGCGUUUGCACUUGAACUUUUCCAAGCGGAGCAGAAGUGCUACCUGGGGCUGGUCAUCCCGACCGUACUCAGUCUGAAGAACAAGUUAAAUGAGCAGAAAGACGCGGCCACUUACUUCGGCGAUGUCAUCAGCGCCAUCGUGGUGGCCAUCGAUGUACGGUUCCAGGAGCUGUUCGCCAGCACGGAGGCGAAGAUCGCGACCGCAACCACUCCUCAGUUUCGUUUGUGGUGGAUGGCGGCCUCCGAGAGGGAGGAGAUGUGCGCCCUGCUGGCCACGGAGGCCUCCCAGGUGGACCCCUGUAACGUGACAGAGGCGAACCCCAGCCGCAAUCUGUCGACCAUCAAAUCUGAAGACGACUUCUUCAGCUACGGGCCCGUCAAGCCCGCCAUUCAGAUCCAGCAACGGGGAGUGAUGGACGAGAUCCGCAAGUACGUUGAAGGAACGGGGAAGAGCCUCGAGUGUCUGCAGGACUUCCCCAGAGUGAAGCAGCUUUUCCUUAAAUACAACACCACCCUGCCGUCCACAGCCCCCGUCCAGCGUCUCUUCAGUCAGAAAGGCAACCUGGUCACCUCACAGAGAAACUUUCUGACCGACGACUACUUUGAACGCAUUCAGCUUUUGAGAUACAACAGCAACGUGUGCACUUCGGUCACUGAGUGAACACAUUCCCAGUGACUCUCUCUCUAUCUCUCUUUCUCAGCCUUUGAAUUGAUGCAGAAUCAAACCAUAUUGUGCUAAAAUCAUUACAGGAAAACCCUGAGUUUUAUCUCAUUUCAGACAGUUUAGCCCAGAUGUGUUUUCUGUUUUCUAAUAUUCCUCCCCUACCUGUUUUGAUAUAUAUAUAUAUAUAUAUAUCUACCACUCCUGAAUGGCCUAAUGGAAAUAUCUAAUAGACAAUCAUGGACAAUGGCAUUCAAGGACUGACCAUUCUGACAAAAGCAUCUUUCUAUCCGUGCUAUUGUUGUGAUUUGAAGUAGCCACAGGGUGAAACUGAAGUGAUUUUGUCUUUCAGUUAAGCUAGUUUGUUUUUUCUACAGCUCUUCAAUGAGAAUGCAUCUCCUGUCUGUAUGUUUUAUAUCAUAUAUAAAGAGACAAGGAAAGAGCUUUUUUUUUUUUUCUUCCUGUCUUGUGUUUUGCCUUUUUCAUGACAACCAAAUGGAAACCAAAAGUAAUUAGAUCAGUGAUGGUAUGGUAAAAAGGCUGCCUUAUUUGCAUGCAAGCCCUUACUGGAUGAACAGAUACUGAUAACCGUUUCAAAAAAGCGCGUUUGUGUGUGAGGAUAACACACAGAGCACACAAAGACCAAAUAUCCAGUGCUGCACGGCCCCCGGGGUUUUCCUUGCCAUGUGCCCAGAUGUCAGUUAAGAGCUUUCGUCUUGUCAGGCAGCUGCCUGGGGACCCACUGGGGGCUGUCAGAGCGUACAAACACACACUCAUACACAGGCUCUGUCUGGACCCGAGCUGUCGAAAACAUGACACUUCUGAAGAUGCAAAACCAACCCCAAGAGAGUAUGAAAAGCUCUGGGAUUUGCUUUUUCUACUUUUCAACAUCAUAGCAUGUAUGAAUAUAUAUAUUCUAGUUAUCUCUCUGAGUUCGCCUGCAGCAGGCAGCGGGAUAAGACUGCCCAGCAGUGGACUGCUCUGAAACUGCCCUUCAAAAUCUAUUCUGCUUGACAGACAGGGCAUCGGGGUUAUAUUCAACAGCACAUCAGCUGAUAAGGACAAACACGGCUCGAACAUCUGAUUGCAGAGGAAGAACACAGCAAAUGUGUGUAGCUAGAGGGUUUCUGCAGAGAAUAAAACCUUAAAACCUGACAGCAUAGCAACCGGUUCAGAACUCAGUUGUAAUUUUAGAUGCAAAUUUUAAAAUGCUACAGGUUUUAGGAGUCAAAAAUAACUAUUAAACAAAUAAAGAAUUGAAGUUUGGUUCAUGGAAAAAAAAGCUGAAAUAAUUAUGUUACAAAAAUAAGUCACUAACUGCUGGAUGACAUUCACAUUCGAAGUUGAAAGUACUUUUUAAAGAUUGUGGAUCCAAAUGUUUUACAGCUUUAGGAAUAAUCUGUUUUUUAUUUCAGUUAAAUUAAAAUAAAAACUAGACUUUAGAGAAAAAAAAGAAAACUAAUGAU
This is a messenger RNA of Morone saxatilis (striped sea-bass), 3547 nucleotides long. RefSeq lists its product as uncharacterized. The record is from RefSeq and is a predicted model, not a curated record. NCBI's taxonomy places the organism in Eukaryota, Metazoa, Chordata, Actinopteri, Moronidae. Gene Ontology annotation, molecular function: DNA binding. The coding region runs from base 177 to 2081 and encodes 634 amino acids. The transcript is spliced from 2 exons.